AUUAUUGGAAUUUGUUAUUGUAAAUAUGGCACUAGGGAGGCACGGUCUGGCCUAGAUUACUGUGGAGACAAUGAUAUAAGGAGACCAGCUAGAGAGGUGACUGACGAGGAGUAGACGUGUACAGGUGUAUAAUGGCUUUGGUCACCGUGCAGAGGUCCCCAAGUGUCAGCAGCUCCCCGCCAUCCUCGGAAUAUGGAAGCUCUGUUAUCUCAGCAGAAGAGGAGGAACAAAAGAAUAGGAGCUUGAGUGAAUACUACUUUGCUGUAAAAGGUUUUGGAGUUCUUCUUCCAAAAAAUGAAUGUCAGCUUGGUCGAGGUCGGCGGACCAGCAGUGCUCCGCCCGACAUCCAGGGCCACUUGCAGGCCAUGCUGCACCUCUUGUGCCAGGGUGACACUCUGCAUAUGGCGGUGCGGCUUGAGUCCCAGCACAUUGGCCGCAUCCGCUACUUGGCAGUGGUGGGGCGGGUGGGCCGGCAGGACACUGAGGAAGACUGUCUGCUGGGAGUGGACUUUACAGGGGAGAAGCCUUCCAUUGGAUUAGUUGUGCCAGUUCUUGCUGACACAGCAAUCAGUUUGGAUGGUGAUGGUGGCUUCAGUGUGCGCACUGGCGGGCGGAAACACAUCUUCAAGCCCAUCUCCGUCCAGGCUAUGUGGUGAGUACCAAUCCGUGACUUUUGAGGAGGCGGGGGUUAAGGAAGGCGACACAGGUAAGAGGGUAUUAAGGUUUUCACGAGCGUCAUAUCCUUUAAAAUGGUUAUGGCAGGAAAUUAAUAUCUGGCACGUCUCUUUUCCCCCGCUUUCUUUUUACUCUCCUUUUUUGGAAGAUAAUUAGCGGGAUUUCUUUCCUUCUACUUUUUUCUUUAUUUGUGUUUUUUUGUCCUUGAUCUGUCUCAUGUGCAUAAAAAGAAAGAAAUAUUGCCAAGUAUUGCAUAUCCAGUUCUUUAGUCUCUCAGUGCUACGUAUUGACAGCUUUUAAACUUCAGAUCACCUAUUAGUUAUUCGUAAUGGAAUAAAUAAGAUGCUGUUAUGGAUGAGCAACUAGAUGAUUUUAUUUUUAACUUGAUAAAAAAAAAAAGACUUAAUGACUUUGGAAUGAAAUCGAUGCCGUGUUACACAAAGGGUUAAUAUAAACCACUUCGUUUGUAUAUUCACUACGAGUAUUAUGCGAUUCUCUUCUCUCUUCUUCCGGCUGCUUGUAUUAUGGGGUCAUCACUGCGGAUCACCCUUCUCCAACACGCUCGGCCUUCUGCACCUUCUUCAGCAAGCCAUUACAAGCGUAUUUUCUUUCACUGCAUCUAUAAACCUUCUCUUGGGUUGUCUUCUCUUUCUUCUGCGAGAUAAGUACUUGGAGCAACUGUGCAGGGCUGGCGAUGCUUAGAACUAUGGGCCUUCUCAUAGUGCAUCAGUGUGCCUUUGUUCAGAGCGUGGUUUGUGCAGCGCAGAAUGGAGAGGCACUUCGGGCUGAAUGCCAAGUCUUGCGAUAAACCAUAGUGUCUGUUUGCGUGUGAGUGUUUAACGGGAGCUUUCUUCUUGUCCCUCGAGAUGCAGUGAAGGGUCUAGAAAAAAUUAUGGAUGGGGAUGAUUGGUGGAAAUAAGUAUGUUUCUUAUAGGGACUGUCACGUGUAUGCCUGAUGGCUUCUUGCAGCUUCCCUUACUUUCCUUUAUUCUUAUGUCUAAUAGUGAUACAUUAGCUUUAUCUCUGCUGUUAGGGUGGAGUGUUAGACUCAGCUGAUAGGUUGCAGGUUCGAUCCUCGCGCGCAGCCUCUUAAACCUGUCCCAGCACUCUUAGCGUGGUUCAUGGUUUAUUGUAGCGGGUACAUUUAUAUACUUUUUAGUAGCUAUCGUAUUUUUUUUUUCGAGUGUAACAUUUAGCGGGUUUCUCUCUCUCUCUCUCUCUCUCUCUCUCUCUCUCUCUCUCUCUCUCUCUCUCUCUCUCUCUCUCUCUCUCUCUCUCUCUCUCUCUCUCUCUCUCUCGGCUCGGUGGUAUUUUUUAGUUCUUAGCCUUAAAGAGGAAAAACGAAAAGAGGGGAGGGUCGAGAGGAAAAAAAUAGUAUUGUAACUUUAUCUUUGGUCUUUAAACUUUUUUUUAAGGAAACAUGACAUUUGGUAAGUUAUUUCUUUUCCCUCGUAAUAAUUCUAGAGAUCCUUGCCCCAGACAAAAAACGAAAGGGGGAGGAAGAACAGGAAAAAAAUAUAUAAAUCUAUCUUUUCUCCUUAUUUAUUUAUUUAAUUUUUUUUUUACAGAGCAUUGUAAUAUAUAGCUGGAUAAGUUUGCUGUUUCCUUUUAGUGAUAAUAUUAAAAUUCUUAUGGGGGAAAAAAGUGAGAGGGGAGAUAGAAGUAAGGAAAAAAAGAAAAAGUAAAUAUAGUAGUGUAUUUAACUGUAGUAUUAUGAAAAAAAUAGUGAGAAAUGGGGAAAAAAAGGAAGAGAAAGAAUCAUUAUAAAAGUCUUCGGUCAAUCCAUCCACAUUUCAUCAAGUACACCGAGGCAAACUGAUACACAGCUCUCUUAAGAAAUGACUUCACCAUUAUCAACAAAAUCCGGGAUAAGAAAAAAUAAAAGGGUAGUAUAUUGAAUAGGGCGUCUAAAAAGUCUUCGGUCCAUCCCACCCACAUUUCAAGUACCAAAACCUAAAGAAAUAGAUUUACCGCUCUAUCAUUCAAGCCUGGAAACUGGAAUAGCUAAGCCUGUGAUUGCUGUGGCUUCUUCGCAGGCUUGAUAAGAUGGUUAGGUUCAAACUCAGAUAAUCAUAAAACCGACAGGAGGAACAGAGAGACAUUAAUAAGAAGCUUCAUAUAUGUGCUGAAUUGAGACAUGCGGGUGAUAGGUAUAGUAGAAGACGAAAAAGACAGUAAAUUGGAGACAGAUGAUAAUUUCAACAGAUGCCGUGAGAAAGAGAGACAGACUAUGGAGAAUAUUUAUCGAUGCACAGAAGGAAGAUUUACGGGCGAUGAAUGUAACAGAAGACGAAAAAGACGGUGUAAGUUAGAGACGAGCAGUAUUUUCGAAACACGCCACUGACAGCAACAUAAAUGAUGGGGAACUCAAACAUUUAACUCACAGUACUUUCAUUCUUACCUUAUAAAAAAAUCCUUAACCUAACCUAACAAGACUCGUACUCUCAUUACCACAUGGAAAUUUAUAGAAGAAAUUAGAAAGACUUCCCUUAGGUAGCACGUCAAUAUGUGAUAAGGUGAGGAGGGAGCGACAGGCAGGAAGGUAAGGGAGGUAACACGUGUAUCCGUUGUAUCAGGUUCAUCAGGUCUCCUCCACACACUGAUGCCUCAACAUUACCACACUGACCUCCUUUACCUGGCGCAGCGAAAG
Molecule: messenger RNA, 3325 nt
Organism: Scylla paramamosain (green mud crab)
Lineage: Eukaryota; Metazoa; Arthropoda; Malacostraca; Decapoda; Portunidae
Product: protein phosphatase Slingshot homolog 1-like
Exons: 7
Coding region: 132-656 (174 amino acids)
Biological process (GO): negative regulation of actin filament polymerization; actin cytoskeleton organization
Cellular component (GO): cytoplasm
Molecular function (GO): actin binding; phosphoprotein phosphatase activity
Source: RefSeq, a predicted model, not a curated record